Messenger RNA from Drosophila miranda, 1588 nucleotides. RefSeq lists its product as uncharacterized. Lineage: Eukaryota; Metazoa; Arthropoda; Insecta; Diptera; Drosophilidae. Bases 119 to 1138 code for a protein of 339 amino acids. The record is from RefSeq and is a predicted model, not a curated record. The transcript has 2 exons.
CGGGCCUGCUGUGCAGUUUGGACCAAAGUUUCGUUGCCCAUCAUCGCACAGGACUGAACGUCUGAUCUUGAUCCUGUUAACCAACCGAAGAUCUCCGUACUAAUUGCUACCAUCAGCAAUGGGCAACCACAUUUGGGGCAUCCUCCUCAGCCUGCUGCUGCUGGAACAGAUGAUGCCGCUGUCCGCGGCAGCCAAUCUCGCCCAGCUGGUGAAGAAGCAGAGCCAACAGAAGCAGGGGCAGGUGGCGCAGCCAGCACAGCUGCAACUGCAGCAGCAGCAGCUGCCACAGCAGCAGGUCCACACACAGCAGUAUGUCCAGGACGCGCUUGCCGAGUCGCAGGAGCUGAAGAGCGACGAGGAGGAGGACCACGAUCCGUACCAGAUGCUGCAGGAGGGCAAACAGGAGUCCCGGCUGCCAGCCUCCUCCAACUACCCAUGGAGCGCCUAUGCUGGAGCACAGGGAAUGGCGAAUCCUUAUGAGAGCGUGCCCAAGAUGAUGCCCUUCAUUGGCUACGCCCAGCCCGUGCUCAUCCCAUUCCCGCUCUACAUAGCCCCCGACAUGUUCUAUCCCGCCUUCCCUGGGGCCACCAACGACCUCGAGGAUGUGGUUAUGUCGCGUGCCGCUGGCGGACGUCGUCCGGCUGCACCUCAUUCACCGUCCCCGGCCCGAAACUCGCCCAUCUACUACGUCCGCCUGCCGCCCACGCCGUACAUGUUCGUCCCGAACAUGCCACCGAGUCCCUUUGGCAGCGGCUUCUCCCCGCUGCUCACCUACCAGCCGAUGCCCUCGUUCUCCACCUUCGGAUCCGUGUUCAAUCUGCCCGUCAAUUUCCUGGCCAACGGCAAGCCCAGCGGGAUCUACCAGGUGAAUGGAUCGCCCAGCGACCUGAGCCAGUUGUCACCCGGCUACGGUCUGCGGCCGCCCACGCCCAGCAAUCCCUUCCGGCCCAUGUCCUCGCCGACCGCCGGCUACGGUCCCUCCCAGCAGGGAUUCGGACUCGCCUCCCUGCCAGUCCCGCAGCACGACUCCAAGCUGACCUCGCUGAAGCGUCCGUUCGUGUUCAACGGCCGUCCCGAGGACAUCUACAUCCUGCCCAACAACCUAAGUCCGCUCUACAACGAUCAGAGCUACUACUGAGUGCAGCGCACAGUCUGCCCCAGGCUGUGGCACCAACAGAAAGUAUUACAGAAUGCAUUUAUUAGAUCGUAAGAUGACAUCACAUUUGCAAGGAAAAAUUGUGAGAAAUACACACAUAAAAAAUUUAGUCUUAAGAAAUGUUUUUUAAUAAGAAAAUGUAGAAUAUUUUCAGAUUAAACGCAGAUGGAACGCAGAUGGAAAAUUGGAAUAUCUAAAGAGUAGCUUAUAUAUCCUGAAAAAUUGUGAAAGUAUAUCUGACUUUCAUAUUUUCAAUCGAAACGAUUCCAUCCAUUAACGACCAAUACAUUUAUAUAUUCAGAAGAACUUUUUGUCUUUCCGUUUCAGUUCCUGCUAUAUGAUAAAGUUGUCUGAAUCCUUCGCCUAAUCACAAAUAUUUAUCCCAAGAUACACUUUUAUAAUACCCUCCUCAAGGGUAUUAUAUCCUUAGAU